Schistosoma mattheei is the source of this 6222-nucleotide messenger RNA. NCBI's taxonomy places the organism in Eukaryota, Metazoa, Platyhelminthes, Trematoda, Strigeidida, Schistosomatidae. The record is from the annotation of a GenBank genome assembly.
AUGGGGAGACCAUGGGAUCUGUCCGUGGUACAUAGCCUAGUGGUAGUUACUGUAUUGGCAUGUGUCUUGUGUGAUCCGUCAUCGUUACUGUCUGAUAUUCCUGUAUCAAAACCUAAUGAGGGACUUUCAACAGCCUCAGACACUUUAGCUAAAGAAGAGGGGGCAAUCAGCUUGGAUGGUCUAAGCGUUGAACAGUUGAGGCAAGCACGGGAACAUGCUGAAAAACGACAGUUUGAGGCUGAGGUUGAUCGCAUGAUGAAAAUAAUAGUUAACUCUCUGUACAAAAAUAAGGAGAUCUUCCUUAGAGAAUUAAUAUCAAAUGCAUCAGACGCUCUGGAUAAGAUUCGCGUUCUUUCGCUUACUAACAAUGAAGUUCCUAACGAGUCUGACGAAAUGAAAAUCCAAAUAAAAGCCAAUAAAGAUGCACGGACACUUCAUAUAAUAGACACAGGCAUAGGCAUGACAGAAGCUGAACUUACCUCUAACUUGGGAACCAUUGCUAAGUCUGGAACAUCUGAGUUCUUGACUAAGAUCUCUCAAAGUAAUACGGCCACAGAAAAGUCUGACCUUAUUGGCCAGUUUGGUGUCGGGUUCUACUCCUCUUUCUUAGUUGCAAACAAAGUUUUGGUUGUAUCCAAGAGUGAUAAUGAUGACCAGCAUAUCUGGGAGUCCAAUUCCACUUCAUUCGUAGUUUACAAAGACCCACGUGGAAACACCCUCAAACGUGGGACUGAAAUUGUCCUAUACUUAACGGAGGAGGCAGAGGAUUAUUUACAACCCGAAACUCUUAAAGAAGUUGUGAAAAAAUACAGUCAGUUUAUCGAUUUUCCCAUUUAUGUGUGGUCGAGUCGAGUGGAAUCGCAGGCUGCUGAACCCGAAGAAAAGGAGGAGUCAAAAACAGCUGAUUCUGAAGCUAGCGUUGAAGAAGAAAGUGGAAAAAAAAGUGAAAGCAAGACCGUAGACAAAGUCGUCUGGGACUGGGUACGUGUGAAUGCAAAUAAACCUAUUUGGAAACGCAAACCGGCCGACGUUACUGAUGCGGAGUACAAUGAUUUAUUCCGUGCCUAUUCAAAUGAUAAUGACGAUCCUCUCGCCAAGAUUCAUUUCAGUGGUGAGGGAAAUGUGUUAUUCAGUUCAAUACUGUAUAUACCAAAACAUCUUCCCUCUAACAUAUUCCAGAUGCACAGUACUCAUAGUGAUAGGAUCAAGUUGUACGUUCGUCGUGUAUACAUUUCUGACGCAGCCGAUGAUCUGCUUCCUAAAUACUUGGCAUUCGUUUUUGGUAUAGUGGAUAGUGACGAACUUCCUCUAAAUGUUUCUCGUGAAAUGCUGCAGCAAAACAAACUCCUUAAAUUGAUAAAGAUAAGAUUGGUCAAGAAAGUAAUCCAGAUGAUUAGCGAACUUUCUGAAUCUCAGUUUAAAAAUUUCUGGAAGGAAUACUCUGUGAACAUAAAACUUGGUAUAAUUGACGAUCUUCCAAAUCGCACUAAGUUAUCCAAGUUCCUACGGUUUUGGACUUCAAACAGCACUGAAAACCAAUCAAGUCUUGCAGAUUAUGUUUCACGCAUGAAAAAUGGUCAGGAAGAUAUAUACUAUCUUACCGCAUCUUCAAUAACUGAGGCGAAGUCAUCUCCAUUUGUAGAAAGGCUAAUCAAGAAAGGCUAUGAAGUCAUUUAUAUGAUCGAUCCUGUUGACGAGUACAUGCUUCAGUCGCUAACUGAAUAUGAUAAGAAAAAGUUACGAAAUGUGGCAAAGGGAACGAUCGAAAUCGACAAAUCGGAAAAAGCAAAGACUCGUAAAGAAGAACUAGAAAAAGAAUUCAAACCUCUCUUAGAAUGGUUCAAGGAAAAUUUGAAAGAAUAUGUCGAUAAAACUGCCUUGUCAGAAAGAUUAUCGAAUACUCCAUGUGCUCUUGUCGCUAAUGAAUUCGGUUGGUCCGGAAAUAUGGAGCGCAUUAUGACUGCACAAGCAUAUCAAAGGGGUGGAGAUCCAUCAUCUACUUAUUACUCUACUAUGAAAAAGGUCUUUGAAAUUAACCCACGCCAUCCAGUAAUGAAAAAGUUAAACGUUCUUAUAAAGACCUAUAAAGAUGAUCCUACAAUAACUCAUACUGCGAAUUUGCUCUUCGAUGUUGCGGUCCUUCGUUCAGGUUUUUCUGUUAAGAACCCUGUUGCUUUCGCAGAACGAGUUGAAUCUGUUGUAAAGAAAAGUUUAGAUAUUGAUCAAAGCGAGUUGCUGGACGAAGAACCUGAGACUGAUGAGGAGUCUGUAACGGAUGAAGUGAAUAAAGAGUCGAUUUCAAAUGAAGAUUCAACGAACGAAAAGUCAGAAGCAUCUUCGCAAAUUGAUAUACAUAGUUUUACUGAUUUCUAUGACAAUGAAAAUAAUUGGGAAAUGAACAAAACAGAAACAAAUCAAUUUUCGGAAUUCAAUCAUAUUACUGAAUCUUUUGAAGACAGUAUUACUCCUAGUUUCGUUACAACAUCAGAUUGUCCAACAUGCCGUCGACUUUUAGGGUGUAGUUCACGAGUUCAUAGUCAUCAAACUGACGGAAAUUCUAAAGUGGAUCAAAUUGAUAACAAUGAAAAUGAUGACCAAGAUGAAGAUGAAUACAAUGAAUCUGAAACAACAGGAAUGACCAAUGAUUCUGGUAAUGAUGACGAUGAUGAUGAUGGGGAAGAUAAGGAUGACGAUUUCGGGAAUUAUCUAGGUGAGAAAAUUUCUGAGUCAAAGAUUAAAUCAACAUUUAGACAUAUGCGUAAAUUAGAAGAGUCUAAAGAUAAUGAUGAUAAUGGUGAUGUCGACAACAAUACUGAGUAUAAUGAGUGUUUGUCAAUAUGCGCUUCUAGGCAUGGGAAAAAAUUAGAUUUAAGACAUACCCUUAAUUUAGAAGAUGAUGAUAGUAGAGGAGAAGAAGAUGAAGAUCAGUUAAAGGAAUCAACGACAGAAAACAAACUUGUUCAUAAUGAAAAUAAAAAACAACUUCCUAAUCUAAAAAAUAUACCUGAAAUACAUAAAAACAAAUUAAAAGCUGAUGUUAAAGCUUUGAAUCAAAAACUGCAAAUAAGUAAAGAUCAUCUUGUAAAACAUAAUGAACCAAAAAGUGAAAAGAUUACAGAAGUACAAACUACUGAUGAACUAGACGAUAUUGAUGAAGACGAUAAUGAUGAUAGCAAUGAUGAUGAUGAUGGUGGAAAUAAAGAUUAUGAAGAUGAUAUUGAUGAUGAUCAAGAUGAUGAGGAUGAAAAGUUUGCAGAUAAUUACAGCGAUGAUAAUGACAAACAUGACACCAAUAAAGUACUAAAACCAGGCUGCAAAAAAUCUAUUCAAGAGGGUCAACCAUCAAUAAAUGAGAAUACGAAUAAGAAGCUGAGUAAUGACGAUGUUGAAGACUAUGAUUACGAUGACAGUAAUGAUGAUAAUGAUAAUGAUGAUGAUACUGAUGAAGUUGGUGACGAUAAUGAAAAUGAUAAUCAUGAUGUAAACAGUCAAUCAAAUGAUGAUACAUCUAAAGGAAAAGAUUUUAAAAUCGACCAGCAUAAAAAUAUAAAAACAACAGUUGAUCAAUUUGAAGAUGAUGAAUAUGAUGAAACUGAUGAUUUUGAUCCAGAUAAUGAGAUUGAAGAAGAAAGUGAAGAUGAUCAACCAGAAGAUUUAGAUUUGGAAAUAUCACCUGAAGAAGGUUAUGAAGAUGUUGAUGAUCCUGAUUACAGUGAUUGGAUAGAGGCUGAUGAAGAAUUAAAUCCUAAUUGGCCUGGUGUAAGGAAAUUAAUGGCAGUUAAAACAACAACUCCUACUGCUCCAUCUAAAUCGAAGUCUCACUCAGAAACGGCUACUGGACAUACAAAGAAUAAGAAAGUUCCAUCAAAAACAGCAACACAUAUAAAGACCAUUUCUAAAACACCAUCAUCCAAAUUAUCAGAAAGUUCUAGAACAAAACAACCCAAGGACAAACCUUCUUCUAGUCAUCAUCAACAAAAUCAACCAGACAAGUUAAAAUCUUCCACAUUAACAUCAUCAAAGCAUGCAGAAGAUCAUCACUCAAAGAAGGCAGUGCAUAAAACUUUUCCGUCACAAGAUAAAUUAAAAACACCAGUUCCAACAAAUAAAAACCCUAAACAAUCUACACAAAAAUCGAAACCAGUACGAAUUAUUGGAAAUAUAAACGAUCAUGACUGUGAUGGUAUACCAGAUGAUAUUGAUGAAGAUAUUGAUAAUGACGGUCUAUUGGACCGAACACAAGAUUCCGAUUGGGAUGGAUUAUUGAAUCAUGUUGAUGAAGACGAUGAUAAUGAUGGUAUCCCUGAUAUUGAAGAUGAAGAUGCUAAUGGUGAUGGAAUACCAGACUGCCGUUCUGAUGUUUCUGAUUUAAAACUAAAAGUAAGAUAUAAGAAGAAAAUGCGUAAAGUUGACAGCGAUUUUGACGGUGUUCCAGAUGAUGUUGACGGAGAUGAUGAUAACGAUGGUAUUCCAGAUAUUAUGGAAGAUGAAGACAAAGAUCAAAUUCCUGAUUUUUUAGGACUUACUCGUGCUGAUUUUUUAAAGGGUGUCAGUACUAAAGAAUUAAACAGACGAAUGAAUAAACGUGGUUGGUUUGAUCAUGACUGUGAUGGUAUUCCAGAUAAUCUCGACCCAGAUGACGAUAACGAUGGGUAUUUCGAUUCAAAACAAGAUAGUGAUCGUGAUGGUAUCCUGAAUGAAUUCGAUGAUGACGAUGAUAAUGAUGGAAUACCAGACAGUGAAGAUCCUGAUGCUAAUGGAGACGGUAUACCUGAUUGUAUUGUUAAGGAUUCAGAUGGUGAUCAUAUUCCUGACCAUAUUGACACAGAUGAUGAUAAUGAUGGUAUACCGGAUUUACAAGAUCCAGAUCAUCCCAAUUUCGAUUAUUUACGUGAUUCGGAUAAGGAUGGUAUUCCUGAUACACUAGACAUGGAUGAUGAUAAUGAUGGUAUACCAGAUAGCAUGGAUUUUGAUUCAGAUGGUGAUGGAUCGGAUGAUCUGUUUCAAGAUAUUGACAAAGAUGGGGUACCGGAUAGUGUAGAUGAUGAUAUGAAUAAUGAUGGAAUACCGGAUCAUAAACAAGAUCAUGAUUGUGAUGGAAUCCCAGACAUUGUUGACCCUGAUGAUGAUAACGAUGGUUAUUUUGACACAAAACAGGAUAGCGACAAUGAUGGUUUAUUGAAUGAAUGGGACGAUGAUGAUGAUAAUGAUGGUAUUCCAGAUGUGGAUGAUGAAGAUUCGAAUGGUGAUGGGAUCAUUGAUUGUCAACCACAUGAUAGUGAUAAUGAUGGAAUACCCGAUCAUAUCGAUGAAGAUGAUGAUAACGAUGGUAUACCAGAUCAACGAGAUCCUGAUUCAAUGUCAUUUCUGCUGUAUAAACAUAAGCGUUUUCUUGAAGCUAUCCCAGCUCAUAUUGCACGACAAGAGGCCAACUUAACACAAGAUUCAGAUAUGGAUGGAUUAUUAAACCACGUAGACGAAGAUGAUGAUAAUGAUGGUAUUCCUGAUGUAUUAGAUCCUGAUGCAAAUGGUGAUGGUAUUCCAGAUUGUCGACGUGAUGGUGGAUUACAUUAUAAACUAGUUAAAUCACCUUCUGGUUUAAUUAAAAAAGUAUUAAGAAUACGUGAACCAACACAAGAAGAACAACAUCAAGCCUAUAUGGUUAAUGAAGCUAAACGUAAAUUAAUACGUAUUCGUGCUAAACUACGUGAACCUUUACCAAAGAAUACAAUACAAGCAAUUCCAUCAUUUGAUUUCAAUGAUAACAUGAAUGAUAAUCCAGAUAAUCAACAUAAUGUUAAUGAAAUAAAAUCUAAAAUAAAAUCAUUUAAUUCAAAAUCUGUUCAAUCUAAUAUCAAUUCAAAAAAUGAACAUACAAUUAAACAUCAUCCAAAUAAUAAACAAGAAAAUGGCGGUAAUAUAAAUUCAAAGAAAACAUCAAUACAGGGAAUCAAAUCUACUGGUUCACCUUCUUUAAAACAAUCAAAUCAACAACAAAUACCAAUAAAACAAGUCAAAGAACAAAAUACUGUUAAAUUAAAUAAUAAACAACAAAAUCGUAAAUUAGCAGAAAGUUUAAUACCAAAUGAAAAUACUGAUUCAUUUUAUUCUUUAGAUAAAGACAUUUCACUGAAUAUUCAUGAUAUGAAUGAUUACCCUGAUCAUGUUUCUACUCACUUUGAUAAUGCUAACAUGAUGAUGAUGAUGAUGACAAUGAAAUAG